Molecule: messenger RNA, 431 nt
Organism: Guillardia theta CCMP2712
Lineage: Eukaryota; Cryptophyceae; Pyrenomonadales; Geminigeraceae
Exons: 4
Coding region: 4-375 (123 amino acids)
Source: RefSeq, a predicted model, not a curated record
AGGAUGGAAAAAACUCACGCUGUCGUCGCCCUCGUCCUUUUGGCUUCCAUUGGAUUGGUACAGUCCUUCUCUGUCAAUGCCCCGGCAUUUGGGCUCAAGUCCUGCAACUUCGCCACCAUGAAGUGCGAGCGGUCAAGCCUGGUCCGGCCUCUCAGGAUGGCUGAUGAGCCGCUCUAUGAGGACGAUAUCGACGCCCCACCCACAAAACCUGGGGUGAAGCAGGGCGGCAUCAGCGACAGCAUGCGAGCGAAGCUGCUCAAGGAGAACCAGGCGCUCGGUGGCGACCCUGAUGCUGCGUCUGUGAACUGGGCCGUCGUCUUCGCUGUGAUCAUUGGAUCGCUUGCCGUCGUCGGCAACUUGUUUGGAGCCUUUUAAUGUUCUUUAGCCUCUACCAUGAGGGCCAUUUUAUUCUAAAGAUGCCUUGCUUGUGG